Alternaria conjuncta is the source of this 984-nucleotide messenger RNA. RefSeq lists its product as uncharacterized. Bases 1 to 984 code for a protein of 327 amino acids. The record is from RefSeq and is a predicted model, not a curated record. Lineage: Eukaryota; Fungi; Ascomycota; Dothideomycetes; Pleosporales; Pleosporaceae. Gene Ontology annotation, molecular function: ATP binding; ATP hydrolysis activity. The transcript is spliced from 5 exons.
AUGUUCGGAUUCAUUCUCAAAGAUCGGACGUACGACAUUCUCGAUGUAAACAGUCUAAGGGAGCCCACUCUUGCAGAAAAUGCAAUCGACGAGCUCGUUAUGCGCCCAGAGAGGAACAAAGAUAUGAUCAAAGCCAUCGUCAAAACAUACACCGAUAGCGAUAGCCAAGCCGAACUCAUGGGUGUCGACUUCAUACGCGGAAAGGGCGAAGGUCAAAUAUUUCUCUUGCAUGGACCACCAGGGACUGGAAAGACACUUACAGCUGAAUCUGUCGCAGAAUACACAAAACGACCGCUGCUUAGUAUAACAGCAGCUGAUCUAGGGCACGAACCUAUCGAACUAGAGCAAAACCUUCUACGGUUUUUCAAGAAUGCGGCAGCCUGGGAUGCAAUAGUGUUGUUAGAUGAAGCAGACAUCUAUCUCGCGCAACGGUCUUCCGAGGAUCUAAGACGUAACGGCAUCGUUUCCAUCUUCCUGCGUGCGCUCGAUUACUUUGAAGGAAUUAUAUUCUUCACAACGAAUCGGGUUGGACACUUUGAUGAAGCAUUCAUGUCACGAAUACAUGUGGCUAUCAAUUACGAGCCGUUAGACGAUCAAGCUCGAGAACAGAUCUGGGAUUCCUUCUUCAGACGACUCAAAGAAAACCAUAGGGAUGGAGGACCGAGGAUCGACUACGACUACGACGCUAAGCAAUACGUACGAAAAAGCGAAGAGGUCAAAAGUCUCCACUGGAACGGGCGAGAGAUACGGAACGCUUUCCAGACUGCUGUUGCUCUCGCAAUCGCUGCCUCAAAAACAGCAAAGCAAAAGGGUCGCCCGGAGGCGGAUUGCGUUCCCCAACUUACAGAAGCGCACUUGAGUCAAGUAGUGCAAUUAUCUGCAGCUUUCAAGGCGUACAACAAGGCAACGCACGAGGACAUGACUGAAGCUGACCGAGCGUUCAAGCUCGGGAACCGGUACGAUCAACCUGAUCGCAACGAGUAG